Molecule: messenger RNA, 1587 nt
Organism: Fusarium falciforme
Lineage: Eukaryota; Fungi; Ascomycota; Sordariomycetes; Hypocreales; Nectriaceae
Product: MFS domain-containing protein
Exons: 11
Coding region: 1-1587 (528 amino acids)
Biological process (GO): basic amino acid transport; transmembrane transport
Cellular component (GO): fungal-type vacuole membrane
Molecular function (GO): basic amino acid transmembrane transporter activity
Source: RefSeq, a predicted model, not a curated record
AUGACAGCCACGGCCAAUGAUACAGAGUCGUCCCGACUCCUACCCGCUGAGCGAGAUGGAUAUGGUUCAGCUUCAGACUGUGAAAGCGCUCCUCAGCCGGAAGAGCCGAAGCCUUAUAGCCAUGCUUUUAUCGCCAGAGUUGUGAUUGCUUUGCUCAUUGGUGUCUUUACUUCAAAUGCCGACGGUUCACUGGUCCUGGCAACUCAUCCUGUGAUUGCAUCCGAGUUUGGAGACUUGGCAGACUCUAGCUGGCUCUUUAUCAGCUUUAUGCUGGCUGGUGCAGCUUCACAGACAGUGUACGGAAAACUCAGCGACAUUUUUGGUCGAAAGGCCAUCUUGAUGUUCUGUUAUGGACUCUUUGCUCUUGGAUGUGCUCUAGUGGGCAUUGGCCAGUCUAUGUGGCAGGUAAUUCUGGGACGCGUCAUUUCUGGCUCAGGAGGAGCUGGCAUGACUGCAAUGGCCUCAGUAAUCAUCACAGACCUCGCUCCCCUGAGAGAAGUUGCUUCUUGGCAAAGCUACAUGAAUGUGAUUGCCACGGUUGGCCGAAGCAUCGGAGGCCCUCUUGGAGGCUUGUUGGCUGAUACAAUUGGCUGGAGAUGGUCGUUCCUCGGUCAAGCCCCUAUCUUUGCCGCAUCCAUGGUCAUCUGUGGAUUACUCCUCCCUCCAACGUCUCACGGCACCCAAGAAAGCUCAAUCAGCAGCCGCCUUGCUAGGAUUGAUGCACUUGGAGCUCUAUUACUUGGCGCUACUGUCCUCUCUCUGAUGAUGCCCCUGGAAAUUGGAGGUCAGAAAAUACCUUGGAGUCACCCAAUUAUCUUUGCCCUAUUUGCAGCCGGCAUUGUCCUCGCUGUUGCCUUUGUACUCGUCGAGUCACGCUGGGCGAAGGAACCAAUCUUUCCUCUUCGACUCCUUCGGAAUGCACAGGUUACAAAGUCGUAUUUAAUGGUUGCAGCUCAGGCUGGAGCACAGCUUGCAAUGAUGUACACCGUUCCCAUUUACUUUCAAGUCACACAGCGUGUCUCGAGCACGAUUGCAGGAGCCCAUCUCUUUCCAGCAGUCAUUGGAAACACAAUUGGUGGAAUUGCUGCAGGCAUCAUCAUCAACAGAACCGGCCGGUACAAGGCUCUCCUUGUGUUCGCUGCCAUUUCCUCCAUCACUGGCUACACAUUGAUGCUUCUACGAUGGCAUGGACAUACGAGCUGGGCGGAAUCUCUCUACGUUUUCCCAGGUGGCUUGGGAACUGGUAUUGCCUUUAGUGCUGGUUUCAUUUCCCUGCAAGCUUCGAUCGAUCCCAAGGACAAAGCUGCUGCCGCUGCAGGUCUGUUUAUGACGACUACCUUGGGAACUAUCAUUGGCAUGGCAGGCACCAGUGCAAUUAUCCAGGGAUAUCUGAGGUAUAGCGUGCAGUUGGACCUGACCAGACUUGGCAUGUCCCAAGCUGAGAUUUCCGAGAUCAUCCGCAAAGCUUCAGAGAGCGUCUCCUACAUUGAGCAUGCCACCGGGGCAGUUCAAAAGGUCCUCAUUGAGGGAUAUGUUAAGGGAAUUGAAUACGGUCAUGGUAUGUUUUCUCCAAGUGUCUAUACGUAG